AUGUCUCUGAUUCCGAGAUUCUUUGGCAACCGCCGGAGCAACGUGUUCGACCCGUUUUCGCUGGACAUCUGGGAUCCAUUUGAAGGCUUCCCCUUCUCGAGCGCCGUCGCGAAUCCGCCAUCCUCCGCCAGGGAAGCCUCGGCGGUGGCGAACACGCGGAUCGACUGGAAGGAGACGCCGGAGGCGCACGUGUUCAAGGUGGAUGUGCCCGGACUGAAGAAGGAGGAGGUGAAGGUCGAGGUCGAGGACAACUCGAUUCUGCAGAUUAGCGGGGAGAGGAGCAAGGAGAAGGAGGAGAAGAGCGACACGUGGCACCGUGUGGAGAGGAGCUCCGGAAAGUUCCUCCGCCGUUUCCGGCUGCCGGAGAAUGCGAAAUUGGACCGGGUGAAAGCGGCCAUGGAGGAUGGGGUGCUGACGGUGACGGUUCCUAAAGAGGAGGUGAAGAAGCCUGAGGUCAAGGCAAUUGACAUCUCCGGUUAA
This is a messenger RNA of Striga asiatica, 480 nucleotides long. NCBI's taxonomy places the organism in Eukaryota, Viridiplantae, Streptophyta, Magnoliopsida, Lamiales, Orobanchaceae. The record is from the annotation of a GenBank genome assembly.